Labrus bergylta (ballan wrasse) is the source of this 3037-nucleotide messenger RNA. It is a transcript of the gene serinc2l, whose product is annotated as serine incorporator 2, like. The record is from RefSeq and is a predicted model, not a curated record. NCBI's taxonomy places the organism in Eukaryota, Metazoa, Chordata, Actinopteri, Labriformes, Labridae. Gene Ontology annotation, cellular component: membrane.
GUAUCCCCUCCGGUUGUUGUAUUUAGCAGUACUUAUCUCCUGACAGGGAAACGAUAGUUGACUGUAUUCUUCCCUUGGUUUCAACAUUUUAAAGUAAAUAUGGGAGCUUGUCUGGCAUUGUGCUCUGUAGCCAGCUGCGCCUCCUGUCUGUGUGGCUCAGCACCAUGCCUGCUGUGUGGCUGCUGUCCCUCCUCCAAUAACUCCACUAUCACACGGCUGGUUUUCUCCUUCUUUCUGCUGCUGGGGACACUGGUGUCUGUCAUUAUGAUACUUCCUGGAAUGGAGGCCGAGCUUCAAAAAAUUCCGGGACUCUGCCAAGGGGGAUCUUCUAUACCUGGUUUGGAAAACCACGUUAAAUGUGAAGUCAUUGUGGGCUACAAGUCUGUGUACCGGAUGUGCUUUGCCAUGACCUGCUUCUUCUUUCUGUUCUGCGCUAUUAUGAUUGGUGUCCGUAGCAGCAAAGAUCCUCGGGCUGGCAUUCAAAAUGGAUUCUGGUUCUUUAAAUUCCUGAUCCUUAUUGGGAUUACUGUGGGAGCUUUUUUCAUCCCUGACGGAACCUUUCAUACUGUGUGGUUUUACUUCGGAGUGGUGGGAUCUUUCAUCUUUAUUAUAAUCCAACUUAUUCUCCUCAUCGACUUUGCUCACUCCUGGAACAAGGCGUGGGUAGAAAAUGCUGAAAAUAGUGGCAACAAAUGCUGGUUUGCAGGCCUUCUGUCUUUCACCGUCCUGUACUAUGCCUUGGCUUUCACUGCUGUCGUGCUUUUCUACGUUUACUACACACAGCCCGAUGACUGCACAGAACACAAAGUCUUCAUCAGCCUCAACCUUAUUUUCUGCAUCAUCGUCUCCAUUGUCUCUAUUCUACCCAAGAUUCAGGAAGCCCAGCCACACUCUGGUUUACUCCAGGCGUCACUCAUCUCCCUCUACACCAUGUAUGUCACCUGGUCUGCAAUGACUAACAAUCCAAAUCGGAAGUGUAACCCCAGCCUAUUAAGUCUGGUGUCGCGCGCCAACACCACCCAACUACCGGGUGACAGCAAACCCGAGGGGGUGCAGUGGUGGGAUGCUCAGGGAAUUGUAGGUUUGAUCAUCUUCCUCUUCUGCACUCUCUAUGCCAGUAUCCGCUCGUCCAGUAAUGCCCAGGUCAACAAGCUGAUGCAGACGGAGGAGGGCGGAGGCUCAGGUGGAGAGGGGGUGGUGGGAGAGGACGGCAUUCGCAGGGCUGUGGACAAUGAGGAGGAGGGAGUCACUUACAACUACUCCGUCUUCCACUUCCACCUCUGUCUAGCGUCUCUGUACAUCAUGAUGACUCUCACCAACUGGUACCAACCUGACACCAACACCAAGACCAUGCAGAGCAAUAUGCCGGCUGUGUGGGUGAAGGUGAGCUCCAGCUGGCUUGGCCUUGGCCUCUACCUCUGGACCCUCGUCGCCCCUCUCCUCUUCCCUGACAGGGAUUUCAGCUGAGCGUGAUUCUCCUAGUGACUUUGUUUGUUGUUGUUUUCUUUCUUUUUUUCUAGCACAGGGUAAAAAGCAGUUUGAAGGAUGCUUUAAAAGGAAAGAUAUUGUACAGAGGAAAAAAAUGGUUUGAUUUCUUUUCAUUCAUUGCCUCUGCUUUUAGUGCAUCUAUUUUUGUGCUAUUCUAAGUAUGAUUUAGUGUAUAACAAUCACUACAAAAUAAGUUAUUUUUUUUAGUUGGCUUGAUUAAUGAUUGCUUUGGUUAUGAGAAAUGAUUUUCUUUGCCAAAUACUUACCUUGUAAAGCGACUCCCUCCCCUCUGCCUGACGUGGUUGUGAUAUGACUCAAUGAGCUGUUUUUUAUCUUAUAGCUGAAUAUUAGUUACUGGACUAUCGCAUAGACUCUGCAACAAGUCCCUUAGUCAAUACCUCAAAAGUACAUUACAGGAUCCCCUAAUGACGUGGGUCAUCAGACUCUUCUAAUUGGUUGGGUUUGAAGUCCCUAUGAUUAGAGAACAUGGCAUGGCAUGUUGAGCUGGGGGCGACAGGGGGAAUCCUGCAGUAAGCCCCCGUUUGAGGUGAGUGUGAGGCUUAGAUAAGACACACCCAAAAGAUAAGAACCGGGCUUCCUUUUUGCUGCUAGACUGGAAGUAAAUCCACCUCGUCACACUUUCAGUCCUAAUAGACCGUCAGUUUAAUCUCAGCUCUUCCAUGUCUUCGCCAUCCAAUAGUCAUUUAUCAGCGGUGCUAACCCUAUCCGUGUCUGAUUGGAUAUUGGUCUUAUGCAGCCACGUGCAACAGUCUGUACCUGUAAAACUGUCUGUUUGCAUAGCUUAGCAGUCAGCAUCAUGUGAUGUGCAAUGGUACCAUUCAAGAAGUGACCACCUGAGUGCUCUAAAAAUGCCACUAUGUCCAGAAUGUUGCAGAGCGUGGUAUUGAGGUUUUUCUUUUUAAAGGGACUUUUAAUCGUUGAAGCUUCAAAAUGAUAAUGAUGCAUGUCAAUGCUGAUCAGUUGCUGUUAAGUGGUACUGACUUUCAUAGGUUGUUGAUGGCUGUAAUAAUGGUCCAGUCAUUUUAUGCAUAAUAUGGAAGUUACCUUGAUUUCAAUAUUAACAGAAAAAGUUAAAGUAGAAUAGUUUGUACCUGUGAAAAAGAGUUUUCAAACGAUCCUGAAAAUGUAAACUUAAGUGUUAUAUUCUUUCCUGACAUUUCAGUGGCCACAUCAGUCAAGUAUUGUGAACGGACUAAGUGUUGAUAAAUGUACGUCUUUCAUUUGUAUUCAUUUUAAAACAUGUCUGAUGUAUUGCACAUUUUAUAUAAUUAUUGUCCCACUAAUGAGAUUGUUUAUGCAGAAUUGCUGUAUUAGUUCAACACAUGUAACAUUUCCAAACACUAUUAAGUGCCUUUUGUAGUCCUGGGUUUCAAACUGAACUGAUCACUGAUGCUGAUGUGUGCUUAUUAUGCCUUGCCUUACACUGGUGUGGAGUUAAUCAUUGCAUGCCAUAUAAUAAGGCACAGGCCUCUGUCUGGAAUUAAUAUGAUUAUGAUUAAUGUAUAAACACUGCUUUUCAAGAUGGAAA